Messenger RNA from Phoenix dactylifera (date palm), 614 nucleotides. Its product is annotated as DNA-directed RNA polymerase subunit 10-like protein. The record is from RefSeq and is a predicted model, not a curated record. Gene Ontology annotation, cellular component: RNA polymerase I complex; RNA polymerase III complex; RNA polymerase II, core complex. Gene Ontology annotation, biological process: transcription by RNA polymerase II; tRNA transcription by RNA polymerase III; transcription by RNA polymerase I. Gene Ontology annotation, molecular function: DNA binding; zinc ion binding. NCBI's taxonomy places the organism in Eukaryota, Viridiplantae, Streptophyta, Magnoliopsida, Arecales, Arecaceae.
GAAAUAGAUUUUUCCUCCCAUAAACCUCUUUCGGCCCCCUCUCUCCUCCGACUCCGAGCGAAGCUACCCCGGGAAGGGAGACGAAGCGGACUUCGGGUGCCGGCGAAGGAACGAAGAGAUGAUCAUUCCCGUGCGUUGCUUCACGUGUGGAAAGGUGAUUGGCAACAAGUGGGAUACGUAUCUCGAUCUUCUCCAGGCGGAUUAUUCUGAGGGGGAUGCGCUGGAUGCUUUGGGUCUAGUUCGCUAUUGCUGCAGGCGAAUGCUCAUGACUCAUGUUGACCUGAUCGAGAAGUUGCUAAAUUACAAUACACUCGAGAAAACAGACCCCAAUUAAGGCGAUAGCAGGUGGCAUGUGGAUUUUCUUCUAUCACAGUUUCAUCAUGUGGGUGGCGUGACAUCUAGUUGUAGGUCUCGUAGAGAUGGUCUGAUUUGUAUUAUAUUUGUUUCAGAAGUGGGUCCAAGAGACAGACAUGCGAGUUAAAAUGAAUGUACUGUGUCGAUGAUAGUUUACGAACAUUAAUUGUGUUGAAGAUACAAUUUGUUGAUGCUGGUUUAUGAAUCUUUUGAAGAUACUAUGUCUUGGUGAUGAAUGUACUAUGUGUUGAAGAUUUUUU